Durusdinium trenchii is the source of this 1968-nucleotide messenger RNA. Lineage: Eukaryota; Dinophyceae; Suessiales; Symbiodiniaceae. The record is from the annotation of a GenBank genome assembly.
AUGACCAUUGUUCGGGAUCACGACUUAAUCAAGCACUGGGUUGAGGACCAAGUUCUCCCCAAGAAGCGGGCGGUUGCUGGCAUUUUGAAGCGGAGUGGCCUGAAGUAUGCAGACCACAAGAGCACAGGGCCUUUGCGACCCACACGGACCAGCCAAGAGUCUAUGCAGAACAAAGCCAAGCGGGUGAAGAAAGCUGCCACAAGAAAGCUGCGCAAGGUUUCUGGCUGGAACAUCUUCCAGAGAGAGAAGUUGAAGGGAUUAGCGACAUCCUUGGAGCCCUCGGCGUACAAGGCCCAAGUCAAAGCUCUCUCUCGAGAAUGGAAGAACGCUGCGCAGGAGGACCGGGCGGCUUAUGUGGUGCAAGCAGAGUAUGAACACAGUAUUCGGGAAAAGCUUGUGGACAAGCCCUUGCCUGCAAAGGGGCAGGCUCCUCUCAAAGAGGAAGCAGUGGUGGGAAGUCGCGCCCUCCAAAAGCUGGCAGUGUGCCGACUCAUCAACAACUACAAAAUUGCCGAGUCACAUCCAAUUUGGACUUCAGAUGCAACUAUGGGAUGCAGCAUGUGCGCUUUGAAGCCGGAGAUGCUGGAUACUGUGAAGAGCGACGAGGAAUGCUGCGCCUUUCUGAGAGAAGCUUUGCACGCGCCAUUCAAACCACUACUUUCUGAAGGCGCAGUUUUGGAGGUUCCAGAGCCUCCAUGCCACCUUCAGCACGGUAUGUGCAUUUGUUCAGACUUCUUUCCAACGGCAAGACAGUUUGUGGUAGCUUUCCAUUCAGCAUUGGUUGGCAACUCUGUCAAGACAGGUGACUUGCUUCACAUCAUUGCAGGUGAUUGCGGGGAAUCCCAUUUGGUAUUCCUUGGUGCCAUUCUUCGAAGACCAACGUGCCACGUUCUUCUUCACACCAUGCUGCAAGAUGACAUGCUUUGCCACUUUCCAGAACCGUGCUUUCCAGUUGCAAGCACUUCGCUUCAGCUGUUUCACCAAAUGCUAGCAAGCCAGGCUACCAGUGGGUUUGGCCCUGCCUUUCAGCAGGUGCAGGUAGAAGUCCUGAAGUAUGACUUGUCUGUGUCACUUGAAAGAAAGGUAUUGUGCAUCGACCCUGGAAAUGUGUCCAAAACAUUUAUUGUCAACAUCAACGCUCCUUCCGUGCCCAGAAAGCCACGUGCAAAGCUGCCCUUUGGGCUUGCCAUGCCAAAAACGAAAAUCACGAAACAAAGGACGACCAUCAAGGUCAAAAGGAGUGGGGCAGGAGCAAAAGCAAAAUCAAAAGGGGCAGGGAAAGGGAAGAAAACACAUCGGAAGGCAACGGGAGUUGAGGACAAGCUUGAGGUUGAUGCUGAAAGCUGUGAAAGCACUGAAAGCGAUUCAGAUUCAGUUUCGAGCUCAACCACCACUCAGACUCAGGCGAGUCAGGAGUCCAAGGCAAAGGUGAGUGUAAAAGGAGGCAAGUGCGCCAAGGACAGCAGAGAAAUCGAAGUAGACGUUGUUAUGCCUGCUUCAAACCAAGCCGGGGAGGAGGAGAAAACUGCAAGAGCUUUGAUUGCAGAGCAAGAGAUUGCAACAGCAACGUUCUUGCAAAAUCAUGAAACGCAACAAAGGUCAGGAAUGUCAGGCGGGACAUACUUUUCGCAGGAGAUCGGUCUCGACCAGGGUGCCAUAGCAGUGUCUGGCCGCAGUAAAUGCUGGUUUUGCAAAGCAGCAAUCCCGAAGGAUACUGUGAGGUUCUCCUACUUUCAUUCCCGCACUAGACCUUCAAACUGGUUGCAUUCCGCAUGCGUUGCUGCCACUGUUCGAAAAGAGCAGUGUGUGGAGCACGCCAAACACCGUUUGGAAUUGCUACUGGCCAAGCCAACAAGCAGCAGCAAGCAACAAGAUUCUUCAGAAGCCCGAAUUGCGGCAGCUGUGUCAGUCAUUUUGCAAGAACUGCUAAGCAGUUCUUCAAGCAGCAGUGGGGUUUGCCAUGCGUAG